This is a messenger RNA of Hemicordylus capensis (graceful crag lizard), 2913 nucleotides long. RefSeq names its product VAC14 component of PIKFYVE complex (gene VAC14). Lineage: Eukaryota; Metazoa; Chordata; Lepidosauria; Squamata; Cordylidae. Gene Ontology annotation, cellular component: endosome membrane; PAS complex. Gene Ontology annotation, biological process: positive regulation of kinase activity; phosphatidylinositol biosynthetic process. Bases 113 to 2641 code for a protein of 842 amino acids. The record is from RefSeq and is a predicted model, not a curated record. The transcript is spliced from 18 exons.
CGGAAGGGCGGCGGGGCCGGCGGCGGGUCACGUGCCCUGACCAAGAUGGCCGCCGCCAUAACUGCCGCCGCCCGGUAGCCCCCCAGAAGGUGAGGGGAGCCCCGCUGCCGCCAUGAACCCGGAGAAGGACUUCUCUCCGCUCACGCCGAGCAUCGUGCGGGCGCUGAACGACAAGCUCUACGAGAAGCGGAAGGUGGCCGCCCUCGAGAUCGAGAAGCUAGUCCGUGAAUUUGUGGCUCAGAACAGCACGGCUCAGAUUAAGCAUGUCAUUCAGAUUCUGUCGCAGGAGUUUGCACUUUCCCAGCAUCCUCAUAGUCGGAAAGGGGGCCUUAUUGGUCUGGCAGCCUGCUCCAUCGCUCUCGGGAAGGACUCCGGCCUUUAUUUGAAGGAGCUGAUUGAGCCUGUGCUGACAUGCUUCAACGAUGCAGACAGCCGCCUGCGGUAUUAUGCCUGCGAGGCGCUCUACAACAUUGUGAAGGUGGCCAGGGGCUCCGUCCUCCCCCACUUCAACGUGCUCUUUGAUGGCCUGAGCAAGCUUGCUGCAGAUCCAGACCCAAAUGUAAAAAGUGGUUCAGAACUCCUGGACCGGCUUCUGAAGGACAUUGUGACGGAAAGCAACAAGUUUGACCUUGUGAGCUUCAUUCCUCUGCUACGUGAGAGGAUCUACUCCAACAACCAGUAUGCUCGGCAGUUCAUCAUUUCCUGGAUCUUGGUGCUGGAGUCUGUUCCGGAUAUCAAUCUUCUUGAUUACCUGCCAGAGAUUCUAGAUGGGCUUUUCCAGAUCCUGGGUGAUAACAGCAAGGAGAUCCGUAAAAUGUGUGAAGUGGCCCUUGGGGAGUUUCUGAAGGAGAUCAAGAAGAGCCCUUCCAGCGUCAAGUUUGCAGAAAUGGCCAACAUCCUGGUGAUCCACUGCCAGGCCUCUGAUGAUCUCAUCCAGCUGACAGCCAUGUGCUGGAUGCGCGAGUUCAUCCAGCUGGCAGGCCGCGUCAUGCUGCCGUACUCCUCGGGGAUCCUGACGGCCGUCCUGCCCUGCCUGUCCUAUGAUGACCGGAAGAAGAGCAUCAAAGAGGUGGCAAAUGUCUGCAACCAGAGCCUGAUGAAGCUGGUCACUCCGGAGGAUGACGAGAUGGACGAGGCCAAGCAGCCCACUGCAGCCCCCCAGACUGACUCCGACCGGAACGAAACGCUCCCCAAGCAUGAAGUGCCCUCAGGAGGUGGCGGCCUCGAUGCCUCCAGCGACUGCAGUUUCAGCAGCCCCAGUGUCUUCAUGCCAGCCAGUGCUGAGAGAGUCCCGGUGACCCUCCACCUCGAUGGGAUUGUCCAGGUCCUGGACUGCCACCUGCACGAUUCCGCCAUUGGGAUGAUGACCCGGAUUGCAGUCCUGAAGUGGCUCUACCACUUGUACAUCAAGACGCCUCGCAAGAUGUUCCGGCACACGGACAGCCUCUUCCCCAUCUUGCUAAAGACCUUGUCGGAUGAGUCAGAUGAGGUGAUCCUCAAGGACCUUGAAGUCUUGGCUGAGAUUGCAUCCUCUCCUGCAGGCCAGACGGAAGGCCAAGGGCCCAGUGAGGGCGCUGAGGCCUGCUCCGGGCAGCUGGAGCUGCACCUCCCCGCUCCGGCCAAAAGUGGCCAGGCUGGCUCCUCUGGUACCAAAGGCAUGGAGGGCUUGCCCUCGACUCCCACCAUGAACUCCUACUUUUAUAAGUUCAUGAUCAACCUACUCAAGAGAUUCAGCAGUGAGCGGAAACUGCUGGAGACACGGGGAGCCUUCAUCAUCAGGCAACUCUGUCUGCUGCUGAACGCAGAGAACAUCUUCCACUCGAUGGCCGACAUCCUGCUGCGGGAAGAAGACCUCAAGUUCGCCUCCACGAUGGUCCACACCCUCAACACGAUCCUCCUGACGUCUUCAGAGCUCUUCCAGCUGAGGAACCAGCUCAAGGACCUCAGGACUCCGGAGAGCCGCAACCUCUUCUGCUGCCUCUACCGCUCCUGGUGCCACAACCCGGUGACCACCGUCUCCCUCUGCUUCCUGACCCAGAACUACAAGCAUGCCUACGACCUCAUCCAGAAGUUCGGCGACCUGGAGGUGACCGUGGAUUUCUUGAUCGAGGUUGACAAGCUGGUCCAGCUGAUUGAAUGCCCCAUUUUCACAUGGAAGCCUCCAAGCCCGGCCUCGGGUUCAAGAAGGCAGCCGCUGCCCCCGUGGUGGACUACGCAGAGCUGCUGCAGCACUUUGAGAAGGUCCAGAACCAACACCUGCAGGUCCGGCACCAGCGAGCCAGCCGGGCAGAGAACCUGGAGCGGAGAGCCGUCCUCUGAAGGCCGGACCCCAGGGGGCACGGAGAGGGCAGCGAGCCAGGGGGACUGCCAGGGGGCGGGGUACGCUCGAUGCCAGGGCCAUGGGCCAGAGAAUGCGGCUGACUGCACGGCUGGGGAGCCCCCACUUGUCUGUGGGGAGGCAGCACUGUUGACCCCCCCGGCCCAGGGCACCUCUGCAUCUUCUCCCACCCAGGCUUGCCAAAGGGGUGGGGCGGUGUUGCCUUCUGGCUUGCCUUCACUGGUGCCUCCCCUUCUGGAGCAGCCAGAGCGCAGGGUUCCUUGUCGGGUGGAGAAGCGGGUGUGCAGGGAGCACCCUCAGUAAGGGAAGGGGCAGCCUGCCCCCCCCCGCUCCCCACACUGCAGCACUUGCCCCCUUCCUCCAGUCUGUCUUCCACUUGUGGUGAGCUCCCCCCCAGGCACCCCCCCCCAAUAAAUCAUGUGUGUGGAUGGCACAGGCUCAGCUUCCAGCCAGCUUGUGCAUGUGUGUAUAUGUAUAUAUAUCGCUAUCUCGACCAACUGGAUUUCUGGACUGGGAACCGCUUUGUAACACUGUACAACUCCCUUGUUGAAAUAAAAGGAUGAUGAUGAUGAUGA